CGUGCCCUUACCCUAAGAAAAUGGGUUAAGAACUUAAAAGCCCAAUGACUUGAAAAGCCCCCGGGAAGUUUAAACUAGGGCGUUAACUAAAACCCUAAAACACGAGAAACCUUGCUUCUUUCAGUUUCCCACGAAGGAGUGAGCAUGGAGGAUCCUCGGGUCGAAGAGUGUGAACACGACAGCAAUAAAACAGAGGAAGAUACUCAGAUGGAAGAAGGUGAACAAAACAACAAAGACAUGGAGGUUUCUCCCGCCCUUAUUUCCGUCCACCCGACCCAGAACUCAGUUGCAGUCGCUGUCGGGUCUGACCUUCGUGUCUUCAAUCUCCUAGAAGAUUGCGCUGUGACUUUGGUGGAUGAAUCUGGCGGAACUUCUCAUAAUGAUUCAAUAAGAGGAAUUAAAUAUGGAGCAAAUGGAAAGCUCUUUGUAUCUGCCGGAGAUGACAAGCUUGUCAAGGUUUGGUCUACCGAGUCUUGGCGCUGUAUUUCUACUGUGUGUUCUGAGAAGAGAGUGAGUGCAGUUGCUGUAAGCCAUGAUGGUCUUCAUGUUUGUUUUGCUGACAAAUUUGGAGUGGUUUGGGUGGUGGAUCUUCCAGGGUUUGAUGGAACUGAAGGUCCUCUUAACAAGAAGGCAGUGCCAAUGCUUGCUCAUUAUUGUAGUAUCAUUACUAGCCUGGAGUUUUCACCUGAUGGGCAAUUUAUUAUCAGUGCGGACAGAGAUUUUAAAAUUCGUGUUACAGUGUUUCCUAAGAAGCCAUUAGAUGGAGCUCAUGAGAUUGAAAGCUUUUGUCUUGGUCAUACAGAGUUUGUUUCCUGCCUUGCCUUCAUUUGUUCUCCAGAUUGCUCACAGGGUAUUCUUGUGUCUGGAGGUGGUGAUUCAAGUGUCCGCAUGUGGGAUAUUAUAUCUGGAUCCCUCCUUGAUACUUGUGAAGUUGGUGCAAAGGUAUCUCUCUUACAAAAAUUCCUGGAGAUUGCUGAUUGUUUUGGGGAAAAAAAAUAUCAUUCACCUCUGUUGUUGACAGGACAGCUAGAGUCUGAUGCAAGUGAAGGAAACUUUUCAACUGUUACUGAUAUAUGCACAAUCCCCAAUUGUACCCUUAUUGCCGCAGCCAUUCAAAGUUUGCAAGGAAUAAUGUUGUUGAGCUACGACCUUCCAUCUCAGACUCUUUCUGUUGCCAAGGUGGUCUCUAUCGUGGGGGAAAUUUUCAUUCCCACAAGCCUUGGCAGUAGUAUUUCUGGAGGAUUAUUGUGGAUGGUAACAGGUGCCUCUAAGUUGCGCAGUUUUGACCUUUCCUCUUUGUCCCGAGUAAAAGUCAUUUCUGGUUUCACAAAAAGCAGUCCCGACUCUUCAGAGCAGGAGCCAGUUGUUUUGGCAGAUAGUGAAAUACCUGGGGGAACAAAACUACUUGAGAAGUUGCAGGGAAGUAUUUCAAUUGAUGAAAGGUUGUCAUUGGCAGCUGCAGAUGCUGUGAAAACAGCAAUGUGCAAUUUGUUAAUUAAGAAGCAAUACACUGUUGAGAAACGAGAGUUUAGAAAGCGAACAAGAAAUGAUAAGAAAAGCAAGCAGUAAACCGGUUUUUUUCCUUAUAAUAAUUGAGUUUUUGUGAGCGUAUGACAUUGAGGUACCUGUGACAUUAGUUAUGCAUAUUUGUCACAUAAGAAAAUAUGUAAUAGUUUUCUGAGAUAUCAGCGAAGUUGAUAUGCAUGAUUCAUGAAGGACUGCAAUUAUCAAUGAUGCGUUUGAAGAUUUUUUGACCACAUAUAAGAAUUGAGAGAUGUUAUCUGUUCAUGGCUUUUUAAAGUAACCGGCUAAUCUCAUCGCCAGCACCAAGAAAAUUUAACUGGUCAAUCUGAAACAGAUUUAGAGGAAUGCUUGUGGAGUGAUAGGUC
Messenger RNA from Durio zibethinus, 1889 nucleotides. NCBI's taxonomy places the organism in Eukaryota, Viridiplantae, Streptophyta, Magnoliopsida, Malvales, Malvaceae. The record is from RefSeq and is a predicted model, not a curated record.